AUGGGGAAAUCGUCCAGAAUCGACAGAAUCAAGGAUAAGACGGAGAGGGUGAAGGAGUUGUUCACGCUUAGAGGCAAAGACGGGGAUGAGUCUACAAGCUCCUCGGCUACACAGAAGGCUCAAGAAUUGAAAAGCUCGCAUUCCACAUUGGGCAACGAUAACGAGUAUCAGAACAUUCCCAUUGGUGAACUCUGGAAUCUCGCGUACGAGAAAUUACAACAAGAGGAUAGCGCACUCAUUGAAGAAUAUGAGGCGAGACUCCGCGGAAGCGUCACCGCCGCCCUGGGAUCGACGUUAGCCGCGGAGGAGAACAAGGGGAGGUGGAUGAACGUCAUGCUACGAUGUAAGAUGGAAGAGGUCCAGAAGAACAUUUGGAAGUUUUCGUUUCGUAGCUCAGAGGUUCAGCCGGCUGAGGUUGUCCAGCCCAUCUUGGGCGUUGUCAAACUGGCCAAUGACUUUCUCACCACGGCUUUAGCUUCCAACCCCUAUGCAUCAUUGGCGUGGGCUGGCGUCAGCGCAUUGCUGUCGCUGUUUUUGAAUCCCAUGGAUCAAGCUGCAUCCCUCGCCAAAGGGUUGGAGUACAUCUCAUUACUCAUCGUCCAAGGUCGAAUGAGGGAAGAUCUCUAUCGUCGACGCUAUGAAACAAGGCAAAGCGACGACCAACCAUCUACUGUACCGCAUGUACUUUAUAAGAGCUCUCUGGAAAGGCUAUAUCGACAAGUACUAAAGUUCCAGGCAACAUGUUACUGCUACUACGCCAAUGAUGGGGCCACUCGCUUGGCUCGUGAUCUUAUCGGACGGUAUAAUUGGGUUGGUUUGAUGGAACAGAUACAGCGCCAAGAGAGUCAGAUGGGUGCGAUCGACCAGGCUUGGAGCGAUCAACAGUAUAAUGAAGAAUGCGCUGCAGCCGAGAAGCGACACAAAGAAACGAUACACAGUUUGAUGACUGCUGGUGCGGAUAUUUCCAGCCUACGCAGGGCAGUAGAGGAAGCCAAUGCGAAACAAGAUCACCGGGAUUUCUAUCGCUGGUUAUGUGAUGUUGAUCCAUCGGACAUGUACAAUGCAGCACGUAACAGACAUGAAGCUGGCACGAGUGAAUGGUUUAUCGAGGGCGAAGCGUUCGAAUCAUGGAUGAACAAUCCUCGCUCUCUUUUAUGGCUUCAUGGUAAAGCUGGUUCCGGAAAGUCUGUCCUAAGCUCUUCAGUCAUCAAAUUCUUGCAAAGCAAACACAAAGACGAUGUUACAAUCGCUACGGCGUAUUAUUACUUUAGCUUUAGCGACGUAAAAAAGCAGGAAAGAGAUGCCAUGCUCGCGUCUCUCAUCAAGCAAAUUUGUUGCUGCCGCCCCAACAUGCCCGACUCAAUGACAAGACUUAAAAAACACAAAGACCAAGAUAUGCGCCCACCUACCGAAGAGCUUCAAGAAGAACUUAUUGCGACUCUGCGCGGGUUUUCUAAAGUGUACAUCGUCAUUGAUGCGUUGGAUGAAUGCCCAGAACUAGGCGGGCGGCGUGAAGAUCUCAUGAAGACAUUGCGCUAUAUCCUAAAUGCUGCACCCGAUAAUCUUCAUGUGAUGUGUACAAGCCGAAAAGAGUCGGAUAUAUACGCUGAACUUGAACGCUAUUUAUCUGAACCAACGAGGAUAGAAUUCGAUCUGUCUUCUUACAUUCACCGAGAGGCAAUCAAGCGCGACAUCAGCCAAUAUAUAGACUCAACGCUCGCCGAUGCCAACUAUAAAUCUUGGUCAGAUAUCAUAAAGAAGAAAGUCAAAGAGACUCUGAUUGAUAGAUCAGAUGGAAUGUUUCAAUACGUUCGUUGUCAAUUCGAAGUACUACGGAGCCUCAGGUCUUCGAGUGAAAUAAAAAUGGCGCUAUUAGACCUUCCCAAAGGACUUGACCAGACAUAUGAGAGGAUACUUGGCAUGAUAGAUCCUAAAUACCAAGAGCAUAUCCUAAGUUGUCUGAAAUGGCUCGCCUUCUCAUUUAUACCUCUCUCUGUGGACCAACUAGCACAUAUCUUCAUCAUGCGGCCAAGCGACAUGGAUACAAACGAGAAAAUAAUGCAGCGUCUGAAUCAAUCAGAACAAUUGUUCGACUCUCAAGAUGUCUUGGCAUACUUCUCGGGGCUUGUUCUGGUUGAGUUUGGAACAGUCCGCCUGGCACAUUUCUCAGUCAAAGAAUAUUUAACAUCUAGUCGAAUUUACCGAGAUGAUGCACUAUCGCUUGGGUUUAGUGCGGCAGACGCUCAUCUUUGGAUCGCCUACUGGUGUCUUGCGUACCAUAUAUACUUGAGCACUCCGGACAGCAGGAUCAUCCAGACUCGAUAUGUUUUGAAGAGCUAUUCAACAACCUAUUGGCCACUGCAUCUCGAAAUGGUCCCUUAUAAGAUCUGGACUGCUCAAGUGGUUGAGAAACUGGCAAUAUGUCUUGCAAUGCAAAGCCAAAGCUUGCUCAACAUGAUAGUUGGCAGCAAGAUGUACAAAGAUCAGUGGCGAAGAAUGAAAGAGCUUUCCUAUUCAGACAUGACAGAAAUGCUGAUGCGGCCAUACUGCUUUACAGCCUGGCGUGGCUUUACUCUUAUAACUGGACAUGUGCUUUCACAGAGAUUCGGUGUGAAGCAAUACUUUGCACAGGAGGAUUUCGAUGUAGCGCUGUACUAUGCGAUUCGUGGAGGCAGUCUACGACUUGUUCAACUUUUGCUAGACAAGGGCGCCAACGCGGAUGCAUCGGCAAUAUCAACGAUUAAAGACGAGUCUGGAGAUGGCAAAGCUGGGGAUAUGCUUCAGUUGGCCGUGUUCCGUGGUAGCCUUGCAAUGGUAAACCUACUCUUAGACAGAGGUGCUGAUAUCAAUGCUCAGCGUGGUGGAUGGGGUUCAGCUCUGCAAACUGCGGCGAGAGAUGAGCAUCUCAGUAUGCUAAAGCUUCUGGUAGAGCGCGAGGCGGACAUCAACGGCCCUUCUAAUGAAGCCGGGUGUGUUCUUUACGCGGCUGCAGGGAAUAUGGAUUGCCUUCGGUUCCUGCUUGACAAUGGAGCAGACGUCAACAAGCGUGGUACUGGAAACAUGGACAAGACGGCUUUUUGUGAAGCGGCAAGGGCAAAAGACUGGGAAAUAUUCGAUUUGCUGCUUGAACAGGGGGCCAACGUCAACCUAGGUGGCAUGGGAGGAUAUCCCCUCCACGAAAUGAUCACAAACUACAGGCCAGGCAUGGAUAGGAUAUUUCCCCAAUUGAAACGCACAUUCGGCCUUUCGAUCGGCGUGGAUGGAGAACUUCGCAGACUGAAACUCCUACUCAGCCUUGGGGCAGAUCCAAAUGCCUUGGACGGGAAGUGUGAUACUGCAUUGCAUAAAGCAUGUGGACAUCACAAACUCAGAUGUUCUUCUACCUGCGUUCAAAUAGCACAGCUUCUAAUCGACCAUGGUGCUGAUGUGAACAUUGUGGGGAAAUCCCAUGGGACAGCACUGCAGAAAGCUGCAUACAGGGGCUGCAUGAAUAUGGUCAAGUUGCUUCUCGAAAAUGGCGCCGAUGUGAACAUACAAGGAGGAACAUACGGUAACGCACUACAAGGGGUGUGUUACAGCCCUAGAGGUCUUGGGACAAAAGCAGAAAUGAUACAGCUACUUGUUGACCAUGGAGCUGAUGUCAAUGCCAAAGCCGGCGUCUAUGGGACUGCGCUGCAAGCAGCAGCUUGUUGCUCCAGGCAAGGUAUUGAAACGAUGCAGAUUCUUCUCAAACUGGGCGCCAAUGUAAAGGCAGAGGGUGGUGAAUUCGGAAACGCACUGCAGGCAUCUUGUAACCUGGGGGACCUCGACACGGUAUCCUUGCUGCUCGACCACGGAGCCGAUGUUAACGCAGUCGCCGGCGAAGAAUAUGAAACUGCACUUCGGGCAGCCUGUUCCUCGAUGCGAUGGAAAGGAAGCGAAGAUAUAGUGCGGCUUCUACUUGAACGGGGAGCCGAUGUGAAUGCCGAGGGUGGAAAGUUCGGAACCGCCCUGCGGACGAUAUGUGCUAAAAGUCCAAGCAGCAGUCAAAUCGAGAUGGUGCGCCUGCUACUCGAUCAUGGUGCGAAUAUCAACGCCGUCACUGGUGAGGAACAUGGAACUGCGCUUCAAAUAGCCUGUGCCUCGCCUCCGUGGCAAGGGGGUGAAGAGAUUGUGCGUCUUUUGCUUGAACGGGGCGCUGAUGUGAACGCAGAGGAUGGGAGAUUUGGGACGGCACUACAAGUAGCAUGUGCUGCACAUUGUGAGCACAAAAGCCAAGUCAGUAUCAUACGUCUGCUGCUUGAACACGGAGCGAGUGCCACGGCUGUGCAGAGCAGCGAAUGUGCCAGUCCGCUUCAAGCUGCUGCUGGGUUUUAUGCCGGCGCUGAUGUCGAUGGAAACGCUCAGAUGCAGCUCCUGCUAGAUCAUGGUGCUGAUGCCAAUGGUUACGCGUCUGGCAAGUUUGGCUCCGCCCUUCAUUGUGUUCUCUCUCUUGAAGGAACCCUCCGCAAGCUGGAGAAGGGCGAAACGGUACAUCUGUUUGCCGUGUCGGAGAUGGUGGAAAGGAGGAUCCGGCUUCUUCUCGAUCACGGCGCCGACGUAAACCUCAAGGGGGGCAAGUAUGGCUUUCCACUCCAAGCGGCCUGUUCGGUGGCGUAUGACAUUUAUGAAAAUGGGCAGCCACGUGAACGCUGGUAUCGCCGGGAAUCUGAUACUCCCGGUAUACGGCUUCAUUUAACGGCAAUUGCUACUGAUGCGGUAAAGAUGCUCCUUGAUGAAUGUCCCAAUAUUGAUGUUAAUGCCCGCGGUGGAAUCUUUGGCACUGCUUUGCAAGCAGCAGCAUAUUCGGGCCAGACGGCAUCAGUACAACUGUUACUGGAUCAUGGAGCUGAUGUAUCGUCGAACGGGGUUUGCGGUAAAUAUCGCACUGCUCUCAAUGCAGCCGUGGUAAGAGCUCAUUGGGACAUUGUCAAGAUUCUGCUUCAGGCAGGGGCAAAGCCGGAAUGCCAUUUACUUCUACAUCCAGAUGAGAGAUGGCUUGAACAGAUCGGAAAAGAAGACGGCAAGGUUGCAGUGGAGAGAUAUAGAAAGUUUUGGGAGGUUGAAAAGUUGCAGCAUGAGCAGGUACUGCUUGGACGCGGUAGACAUGUUGCGUAUUACCACUUUAUGACGAUGUGGUUGCUUGCUCAGUUUCACCUGCUGACGGGGUUUAUAACGGUAGUUUUCGAUUUUUUGAUGUGGAAGAAAAAGGACGCUUUAAGGAUGUAG
This is a messenger RNA of Trichoderma aggressivum f. europaeum, 5247 nucleotides long. RefSeq lists its product as uncharacterized. The record is from RefSeq and is a predicted model, not a curated record. Bases 1 to 5247 code for a protein of 1748 amino acids. Lineage: Eukaryota; Fungi; Ascomycota; Sordariomycetes; Hypocreales; Hypocreaceae. The transcript has 5 exons. Gene Ontology annotation, molecular function: protein binding.